Messenger RNA from Triplophysa dalaica, 3587 nucleotides. It is a transcript of the gene fan1, whose product is annotated as FANCD2 and FANCI associated nuclease 1. The transcript has 14 exons. Bases 367 to 3282 code for a protein of 971 amino acids. The record is from RefSeq and is a predicted model, not a curated record. Lineage: Eukaryota; Metazoa; Chordata; Actinopteri; Cypriniformes; Nemacheilidae. Gene Ontology annotation, molecular function: 5'-3' exonuclease activity; 5'-flap endonuclease activity; flap-structured DNA binding. Gene Ontology annotation, cellular component: nucleus. Gene Ontology annotation, biological process: interstrand cross-link repair.
UCUACUUCACAUUUCACACAUAGCCAGACAGGUUCGUUUUAUUACAUAACUUCAGUUUUAUUAACAGCUGAAUAUAUAUUUAAAUCUCUAUUUAAGAUAUGUGUUCCGCAUUAAUGUUUUCAAUCUUGUUUAAUUUUGGGCGUGGCUAAUUCAGUCUUCUUCACUGUCAGCUUCAAGAUUAAGGUAACAGUUAUACAAAGGGCACAUGUUAUCAUUUGCAGAGUGUCCUCCAUGAAUGCAAUUGAACUUGAUGUAUGUAACAGUUAACAACGAUCUCCUCAACAGUUACAUUUUGUCAUUGUCACUCUCCUUAACUUGUGUCUUCUAUAUGCUUGUCGCAUAUAAUUAUUGUAGCUGGUUCAUGUGAUGAAUAGAGUCAUGGAGUCUCAGGCUGAGGUAGGCAGUUCAUCCAAAAGAGUUGCGUCCAGGAGACUUUCUAUGACAAAGAAAAAGAGGUCCAACACAAGCAAAGAGAGACUAGAUAAAGGUUCGAUAACUUCAUUUUUCAGUAAUACACCCCCAUGUAAACUGGCCUGCCCUCUGUGUGCUAAACUUGUACCUCGAUACAAAAUCAAUGAACACAUAGACUCCCAGUGCCAGAAGUUUCUUGGAGAGGACCAGGAGGACGCAUCGCGUGUCAGUGAAAACAAGCAGGAGGAACUGAUCGAAACACCCUCUAACAGCAAGGUUAGACAAAAUGAGAGGAUAGACUUAAAGGAGAAUCCAGCUGAAACAAGCCCAUAUUUUAAAAAUAACUGUGUGCUAAAGCAAGAUUCAUCUGAAACUAAUUUGCAUGUUAAGACCAACACGGUUGGUCUUGGAAGCUUGUCUUCUAAACUGUCAAGAAGAGCACCUAGGCUUCCAAGCACCUCGGGUGUCUCUGCAGAUGAUAAGGCCAAUAAUGGGGAGUUAAGCAGUUCACAGAAAGAAAACAUGACUUUUGAAUCAGUAUCCUGUGUCUUGGAGACCGGUAACAGUUUCCCACCUGGACCUGUAGCUUCUAACCAACUUCAAGAACAAUGUAUUGAGAAAUCUGUGGCAGUUCUGGCAGAAACAUCAACCAGUAGUGUUGCCUGUCAUUCAGUGAAAUCUCCGCCCAGAGUACUGAAGAGGAGAUCUGACGAGGCUCUGAAAUGUGACACAAACAGUUCAGAAACUGUCGCUGUCCACAAGAAAAGUAGAUUUAUUCAAAAUAAAGCGAUUCAAACGGAAAAGGAGACCACUCACAAUGAUACUGAAUCUGAUAUGACGGCUAGUAUUCAACCAAAGGAUGAGGCCGAAAUGCUUAGCAAAGUCACUGAGGGUUCAGAGAAUCGAAGCACCAGGCAACCAUAUUACCUGCAGAAUUUUCGGACUGUCCUGGAGUCCGUGUUGGAGAACGAGGAUGAUCGGACGCUUUUUAAUGAAGAUGACUUCUCAUCCAUUCACACUUUUCAGAAACUAUCAGCACCCAGUCAAAUGCUUUAUGUACGUCUGUUCCAAAGGAAACUGAAAUGGCUUCAGGUCAAUAAAGUGGAAUACACAGAGAUCAGUUCAGACCUCGGCCCUGUCAUUCAAGAGCUGGUUGCUUGUGGCUUCUUGCAAACAGAAUCAGAGCUUCAUGACAUCCAUGAAGUCUUGGAUUUGCUGCCUGCGCCGGAGCUCAGAAACCUGGCCAAAACUUUCCACCUUGGGCGUGGAGGGAACGGGACCCAAAAACAGCAGUUGGUAGAGGGACUUCUUCAGCUGGGGAAGCGACGGUCAUUGUUUGCUGGUCAAAACAACACGGCUGCUGUCAUACUCAAGAGGGCCAAAGAAGCAGCAGGCUCCUGUGUGCGUCUCUGUCGCAGAUCUCGAGCUGUGUUCUCCCGUCUGUUGCUUCUCUUUUCCCUAACAGACACUUUGGAGGAGGAGGAGAUGGGCGCUGGGGGUCAGGGGCAGCUCUACACUAUUCUACUUGUUAACUCUGGCCGCCUUGCUUUCCCUGACUACACUGUGAAUCGUUCAGCCAGGCUGUUUCAGGACAGAGAUGACCUCAUCAGGUAUGAAAUGGCGAUGCGUGCACUGCAGGAAGUUAUUGCUGCGAUGCAGGCAGGCAAUUGGGAAGACGCCCAAAGUCUCUAUACUGCAGCUAAAACCACCUGGCAAGAGAUUAAAGACACCUGUGAUUUAAGUUGUCAAGAGGCACUGCCUGUUUUCCUGCGAUGUUUCACUGUUGGUUGGACAUAUACUCGAAUACUGUCUCGUGGAGUUGAGAUUUUGCAAAGACUUCGAUGCUAUGAGGAGGCUGUGGAGGAACUCAGGCGUCUUCUGUCUCAGUCGGUUUAUUGUGUAGACAGCAGGGGGCGAUGGUGGGACAGGCUCGCUCUUAAUCUCCAACAGCACCUCAAACAACAUGAGCAGGCCAUCUAUGCCAUUCGGGAUGGACUCAAUGACCCGCUAGUUCGAACUGGUCAUCAGUUGUCGCUUUAUCAACGGGCUUCUCGAAUGAAAGAAUCUGCAAGCUUUAAGAAGUAUCGUCUGCUGCUAAGAGAUCUGCCCACGGUCCACGUGCAAGAUGUCUGUCAUGUGACGAUACGAGGACAGCUUUUUCCUCAUGAGGGUGGAAUGGGUAAAUCAGUCUUCCUCAUAGCAGCCAACGAGGACGACGGCUCCAGAACCGAAAGAGACACCAUGGUCAUGUGCUCUGUUGAGGAUCUUGCUUUGGCACACUACAGAACUCUGGGUUUUGAUCAAGGUAUUCACGGAGAAGGCUCUACAUUUUCCGCUCUGUUUGGACUCCUCAUGUGGGACAUUAUCUUCAUGGAUGGGGUUCCCGAUGUCUUCCGAAACCCCUACCAGAGUUGUCCUUUGGAUUUGCACACUGAUUGUUUCUAUGGUAACCGGCGGGAAGCCAUCGAGUCUCGCGCUGAGAUGUUGCGCGAGGCAUCUGAGGAGACGCUGCAGGAAUUGAUCGCUGAUGUGUGGAACGGCCAGGAGGGGAAAGUGUGUGCGGUGAUAAACUGGGAACUCUUCUCCUCUCUACAGCAGGCACAAAGUCUGGUGGCAUGUCUAGGUGGUCAUUUCUUAAGCGGCGUGGUCCUCAGAAUGGGAAAAGACUACAGGCACUGCAGAGCAGGACUUCCAGAUCUGUUAGUCUGGAAUACUUCCAACAGAAAGUACAAGCUGGUGGAAGUGAAGGGCCCUAAUGAUCGUCUCUCCCAGAAGCAACAGAUCUGGCUGGAUGAGCUCUGUAAACUUGGUGCAGAUGUUGAAGUAUGUCACGUCACUGCCACUGGAGCACGAGGAGCUCGGGUGGAAUGAAGAUGCUCUCACACUAUGAAAUUAAGACUAUUGUGGCUCACCAAGCAAACAAACGGCGAAAUGUCUCAAAUGCACACAAGUUUGAUGAUUUUAUUUAAACUUUUGUUUGGCAUCAGCUCUGGUGAUCUGAAAGAAAGAGUAUUUAUAAGAAUAUAACCGAGUUUUAAAAAAACGGUGUUGUUCUCUACAUCUAAACCCUAAAAAAGGCUCCUUGAUCUCAAAUGACCUCAUGGUAUUAAGUUCACUAAUUUUAUUGAUGCCUAUUAAAAUGUGAUGUUUUAUAAAAAUAAAUAAUAAUGCCAUUA